Messenger RNA from Pelecanus crispus (Dalmatian pelican), 1140 nucleotides. RefSeq names its product neuraminidase 2 (gene NEU2). Gene Ontology annotation, biological process: oligosaccharide catabolic process; ganglioside catabolic process. Gene Ontology annotation, cellular component: intracellular membrane-bounded organelle; membrane; cytoplasm. NCBI's taxonomy places the organism in Eukaryota, Metazoa, Chordata, Aves, Pelecaniformes, Pelecanidae. Gene Ontology annotation, molecular function: exo-alpha-sialidase activity. The record is from RefSeq and is a predicted model, not a curated record.
AUGGCUUCAUUUCCUGUCUUGAAGCAAGAGACGUUGUUCCAGAACAGUACCUGGAGCUAUCGAAUUCCAGCCCUGCUCUACCUGCCGCGUUUCAGCAUCAUCCUGGCGUUUGCUGAGGAACGAGAGGAUGUGGUGGAUGAACAUGCCAAGCUAAUAGCAAUGCGCAGAGGCGUGUAUGACCCCUCCACGCACCAUGUUCAGUGGAAUAGCAUAGAGACCAUUGUCAAUGCACAGCUGAAAAACCACCGAUCUAUGAACCCCUGUCCUGUUUACGAUGAGGUUUCAGGGAAACUGAUCCUGUUCUUCAUAGCUGUCCCAGGAAAGGUCUCUGAGCAGCAUCAGCUCAGGACAAAGAUCAACCUGGUACGUCUCUGCUACGUCACUAGCAUGGACCAAGGAUACACCUGGAGCGCUGCCCAGGAUGUCACCAAUGGCACCAUUAGUACUGAGUACAAGAACUGGGCCACUUUUGCAGUGGGGCCGGGUCAUGGAUUACAGUUGCUCAACGAGGCCCGGAGCCUUGUGAUUCCUGCCUAUGCCUAUCGUAUCUUGGACCCUAAGCAACACCCCACCCCUCAUGCCUUCUGCUUCAUCAGCUCUGACCAUGGGACAACGUGGGAGAUGGGGAACUUCAUGGGGGAGGAGAGCGCGGUGGAGUGUCAGGUAGCGGAGGUGCACACCUGUGGCAGGAAGGUCCUCUACUGCAAUGCAAGGAGCAGCAGGGGAGCCAGAAUCCAGGCUGUCAGCUACAACCAUGGGGUGGACUUUGAGGGAAGCCAGAGGGUUGAAAUGCUAGUAGAACCUCCCUCUGGAUGUCAUGGAAGCAUUACUGCCUUCCCACCUCCCCCUGAUGCCAGAUGCCAAGAUAGUUGGUUGCUCUAUGCUCAUCCUACAGACCCAAAGGGUCGAAGAGAUUUAGGAAUUUACCUCAACAAAAGCCCUUUAAAUCCAGCACACUGGACGAAACCAAGCAUCCUCUUCAAGGGCCUGUGUGCUUAUUCGGAUCUGCAGUACAUGGGGGUUGGGCCAGAUGGCUCACCCUUGUUCUCGUGCCUUUUUGAAUAUGGGACCCACCAACAAUGUGAAGAGAUAAUCUUUGUAAUGUUCACUUUGAAGCAAGCCUUUCCCUCAGAGCUCUGA